This is a messenger RNA of Thamnophis elegans (Western terrestrial garter snake), 1007 nucleotides long. RefSeq names its product C-factor-like. Bases 150 to 926 code for a protein of 258 amino acids. The record is from RefSeq and is a predicted model, not a curated record. Lineage: Eukaryota; Metazoa; Chordata; Lepidosauria; Squamata; Natricidae. The transcript has 7 exons.
GGUUGGAGGACUGCUCAAAAUGGUGGGGAAAGAAACUUUCUGACAAUGGGUGUUGCCUGUUCCUUAUAAUGUUACCUCCCACUGUGAGAAGAGGCAUUUGAAGCAAACAUUUGAAGAAGUUGGAAGCAGAAACUGCAGGUCCGAAAGAGAUGGCAGAGCCAGUUGAUUUCUGCGUUUUCAGCGUGCUGGUGACAGGAUCCAAUCGAGGGAUCGGCCUGGGUCUGGUGAAGAGGUUUCUGGAGCUCCCUUCUCCACCCAAAUGGGUCUUUGCUACAACCCUGGACCUGGAGGGAGAAGACAACAAGGAGCUGAAGGCAUUGGCUUGCAAACAUCCGAAUCUGGUGGUGUUGCAAUUAGAUGUUACUAAUCUUGAAAGCAUCCAAGCGGCUCAGAAAGAAGUGGAACAGUAUACUGGAGAAAGUGGGCUGACCAUCCUAUACAACAAUGCUGGUAUCUGGGUCUUCAACAAUCUGCAAACAGAAAAUAUGAAGGACAUGAUAGGAGUUUAUUCUGUCAAUACCAUUGGCCCACUGCUGAUGAGUCAGGCAUUCCUACCCCUGCUGAAGAAGGCAGCCCAGAGAAGCCCAUGUCAAGGGCUGAGCAUCAGCAAGGCAGCGAUUAUUAACAUGUCCAGCAGUGCAGGCUCAAUUGAACUUAUGACUUAUUGGGACCAGUAUCCAGUAACUGGAUACCGCUGCUCUAAGGCUGCUCUGAACAUGCUCACCAAAUGCCAGUCUCGUGAAUAUUCAGCCGAUGGGAUUAUGAGUGUCGCCAUCCAUCCUGGCUCAGUUGCAACUUAUCACGAAACAGCUCUGACAGUGAGCGUGGAAGAGAGCACGCAAGGCAUCAUGACUGUGCUGUCCAAGCUCUGUGAAGAGGACAACGGGACCUUUGUGGAUUGGUUGGGUCAACCAAUUCCCUGGUGAUCCAUUGGUCUUAAUAUCAUCAACUCAUCAUGGAACAAGAACAACGGAGCUUCAAAUAAACCUUUGAAUGCCAUGAAAAUA